AGGCAAGCAAGCUGUUUUCGUUUAUUAUCCAACCUAGGCCCCCAUGGACGUGGUUCCUGUCCCUUUCGGUCCAUCUGCACAAACAAAAUUUGUCGUCCCUGGCUCCGGGGCCCUGACCAGAUCAGAACUUCCUGUCGACCAUCAUGAACGCCGUCGACGAGGGACUCGAGCUGGCUGAGACCGACGCUCGGUCUCAUGCCCUUGAGACCAAGGAAGGCCAUGAGCGGCCAUCGUCGUCAGGUACCACUGGGUCCACUGGUUACAGCAGUUCAAUCGAAUACAAUCCCCAGCUGCACACCCUCCAGUCGCGAAACACCGAAGUCGACCUCGAGCGCCAUCGCACAAGCACCUCCCAUGCCCUGAGCAGGAUCGAAACUCAACGCCUUCAACAUGCUAUGACCGUGGGUGAAAGCGUCAAGUCACGCGCCUCCCGCGCGCCAUUGCCUCGCAUGGGCGCCAAUAAGGAGUAUCCGCCCCCUCUGCCAGAUCGCGAAGAUUAUGUCGUCGAAUUCGACGGGCCAGAAGACCCCCUAUAUCCCCAAAAUUGGGCAUUGUCGACCAAACUUUAUAUCAGCGCCAUGCUCGCCUUCACCAGUAUCUGCAGUACCUUCGAUUCGGCCAUUUUUAGCUCCUCCACCACCCAUGUUGCGCAAGUGUUUGGUGUUGGCAUCGAAGUUGCGACCCUCUCCAGUUCAUUGUAUAUCUGUGGUUAUGCGUCUGGCCCCUUGGUCUGGGCACCCCUGUCCGAGCUCAAGGGCCGUAAGCCACCCAUCGUCGUGGCCAUGCUGGGAUUCGGGAUCUUCAACACCGCUGUCGCCGUCGCCAAGGACCUGCAGACGAUCAUGAUCUGUCGCUUCUUCUGUGGUGUCUUUGGCAGUUGUCCGCUGGCUGUCGUGGCCGCCAUCUUCUCCGACAUCUACAACAACCGCACCCGUGGUGUCGCCAUUGCCAUGUUCGCCAGCACCGUGUUCCUGGGUCCGCUCCUCGCACCGUUUAUCGGAGGUUUCAUCAACUCAUCGUAUCUGGGCUGGCGCUGGACCGCAUAUAUCCCUGCAAUCAUGGGCUACGCUGCAUUCGUGAUGAACAUGUUCUUCCUCAAGGAAUCCUACCCUCCCGUCAUCUUGGUUUCCAAAGCUUCGGAACUGCGCCGUCGCACCAAGAACUGGGGGAUCCACGCGAAACAGGAGGAAAUUGAAGUCGACUUGCGAGAGUUGGUAGUCAACAACUUCUCCCGUCCCAUCCGGUUGCUAAUAGGGGAGCCGUUGAUCCUGGCGGUGACGAUCUAUCUCAGUUUCAUCUAUGGCUUGCUGUACUGCUUCCUCACCGCAUACACUCUCGUCUUCCAGGGCGUGUACGGCAUGUCCGCCGGUAUCGGCGGCUUGACUCUGUUCGGCAUGGUCGUUGGACUUAUCAUCGCGGCCACGUACAUCGUGCUCGACAGUCGGGGGUACAACAAGAAGCUGGAAGCGAACGGAGGUAUUCCUGUGCCGGAGUGGCGUCUGCCACCUGUGAUCGUCGGAGGUGCCCUCUUCGCUGCAGGUCUGUUCUGGUUCGGCUGGACCGGUCACACCAAGAGCAUCCCAUGGAUCGUGCCCACGCUGAGUGGACUGUUCACCGGGUUUGGCCUUUUGAUGAUCUUCAUCCAGCUAUUCAACUAUCUGAUCGACACGUACCUCAUGUUCGCCGCAUCCGCCAUCGCAGCCAACACCUUCUGCCGUUCCCUCGUGGCAGCCAGUUUCCCCCUCUUCUCGCGUCAAAUGUUCGACAACAUGGGCAUCCAAUGGGCCGCAACCCUUCUCGGCUGCGUAGCCGCCGUAUUGGUCCCCAUCCCCGUCUGUUUCUGGUUCUUCGGCAAGAACCUGCGGAAGCGAAGCAAGUUUGCACCUUUUUACGAAAAGGUGGCUGAAUCGCACGCCCCUGAUGAUGGGGUUGAGGAGGGGAAUGGAAUCCUGGAGCCUAACCGCUCGUAA
Aspergillus sclerotioniger CBS 115572 is the source of this 1970-nucleotide messenger RNA. RefSeq names its product MFS transporter. The transcript is spliced from 3 exons. Gene Ontology annotation, biological process: transmembrane transport. Lineage: Eukaryota; Fungi; Ascomycota; Eurotiomycetes; Eurotiales; Aspergillaceae. Bases 144 to 1970 code for a protein of 608 amino acids. The record is from RefSeq and is a predicted model, not a curated record. Gene Ontology annotation, molecular function: transmembrane transporter activity.